AUGGUUCGCUCCAUUGAAGAGGCUGAUAAGCUAGCAAAGAGGGGAAAGAAAACUGAAACCCAGAAGGAGUGGAUUGUCGCUAAACCAACAAACGGUCAAACCCCCAAGAAGCGAAAAUCAGACAAGGCUGCUCCUUCACAGCCUAAGCAGAAGCAACAGAAGAAGCCCGCUCGGAGACUCAUACUCCAAUCUUCAAGCGAUUCAGACUCAGAGUAUGUUCUUCCCAAAGAAAAAUCUACUGCUCCUUCAGAAUCUGGCAGCGAAAGUUCUGAUGAGGAGGCUUCGAGUCGUGCUGCUACCCCGCCUCGCUCACCUACCACAGAAAUACCUGUUCGCUCCCGACCCCCUUCACCUCCACCCGUUUCUGUACCAAUGUCCAUCCCUCUAGUUUUUCCCAUCUCUACCUCUCAACCAUGUACCUCUAUUCCCAUUCCUGAUCCAAUCUUCACGGAAACUACCACUACCACAACCACUAAGGGGGUUCAUUCUUCAGCACCCGAACCACCAUUUACAGCCGAACCACCAGUUACAACCGAACCUCAUAUCACUACAAAACCCUUGUCACCUACCCAAUCCACUGAAACCACUCUAGUUCUUGGCGGUGAGGACUUUGAAUUUGAUUCCACAUAUUUCAGUCCUUACCGUGUACAAAGUGAUGAAGAUGAAGAGGCUCCUAUAACCAAGCGCCAUCUCAAAGCAGUCACUAACAAACUUGAUCAGCUAAUUUCCUCCUCUUCAACUGAUGCUUAUUCUGACACUGCUUUAAAGGCUUUGUUCUCCUCCGUAAUCCAUGAACAUAAUGCCUCCCUAUCUGCUACAGCCAAGGCCAUAGAUGCCGCUACUUCAUAG
Lactuca sativa (garden lettuce) is the source of this 849-nucleotide messenger RNA. NCBI's taxonomy places the organism in Eukaryota, Viridiplantae, Streptophyta, Magnoliopsida, Asterales, Asteraceae. The record is from RefSeq and is a predicted model, not a curated record.